This is a messenger RNA of Mytilinidion resinicola, 1493 nucleotides long. RefSeq lists its product as uncharacterized. NCBI's taxonomy places the organism in Eukaryota, Fungi, Ascomycota, Dothideomycetes, Mytilinidiales, Mytilinidiaceae. The transcript has 3 exons. The record is from RefSeq and is a predicted model, not a curated record. Bases 417 to 1076 code for a protein of 219 amino acids.
CCAGCACCGGCUGCACCACCCUCCUUGCGAGAUCCAGCCACUCCUCUCUCUAAGACGGCGGGUCCUCUGUCUCUCUUUUUGCAUCUCCUUGCAUCAUCCUGUUGCUCCUUCAAUCGCUUCUGGACACGCCUCCCAGCCUCCAGCCCCUUGCUGUUGUUCGCUGGCUCGCAGUCAGCAACACUCCCUCAGACACAUCGUGAAACUACCUCGACCUUCCUGAAACCCCACACGUUGGACGCCGUCGCACGUCUUUUGCUCAGCCUUCCUCUUGGAAUUAUAUUUCCCUCAAUACCAUCGCCCUCCCUGAAUCGUAACUCUAAUACGACUCCUUGGCUCCCGACUUUGACGAACAGCACCUUCCGCACAUCGCCCUAUUCAGCUUGACUUCAUAGCUCUUGGCGUACGAGCCUAAAUCAAUGCCAGCCAUGUUCUCGAAGAGGAGUGAUUGCGUGGAGGACUUCAAUGGCGAUAUCCAAUGCUACCAGUACAACGGCUUCUGGUACACAACGAAAGGAGAAAUAAUCAAAUGGUCCAUUCUUGCCGCCAUCUUCAUCUUCUUCAUGGCCUGGUUCCUAGGUGGAUACAUUCACGCCAAGAGCCGCAUGCGCAAAGGCCUACCGCUCCUCGCAUAUCACCGAUGGCUAGUUCCCCUCCGUGACCGUCAGCGCUACGGCCAAAUGCCGUACGGCCAGGCACCGCAGAAUCACUUCACGUUUUACAAUACCCAGCAACGACAGUACCAGCAACAACCAUACCGAGCCAACGACGGCACUUACUUCGAGCCUCCUCCAGUCUACAACCACGAUGCCCCCCCUUCAUACGUGCCACCUCCAGGAGCCACGAAGCUUCAUCCACAACAAAAUGCUAUGGAAAUGUGGCCACACAUGGGAAGCGGAUCACAGGAGCCUAGCGGAUAUGGCAUGGCCCCUGAAUACAGCGGACCAGUGGGCCAGGAGACAGGCGUAGUGGGUGGUGGACAGCAGAGCGAUCUCGAGAAUCAGUCCGCGGAGCUCCCGCCGAGGCCGCAGAGGGCCAAGCUGGCAGUUGGUAAUCUUCUUGGGAAGCUGAGACGAUGAGCUGGGUAACAGGGGAUGUAGAGGAAACACUCGGAAUCGGUUGGUGGAGUUUUGGUUGGGAACUUGUAUUCUGGUCUGCCACAUCUUUAGAAGCGGAACAUAUUGGUUUGCAGGAACGGCGGUGUUUCAGCAUGGCUGGGCCACGUUUGGGACUCAGAGUUUGGCCUCUCCAAAGCCAGUAAUUACCUAGAUACCUCAAAACAGCGACCUGUCACUAUGGACUACGAAACACCAUUCAAGGGAAUCCAAUUGUGUAUACUGCUGAUCAUAACUAGUCUAUCUCCAUAGCAUCUGGAUCAUCUUCCUCAGUCGCGGACAUUUUCUCUUCCUUCCCAUUCAUCUUACUAUUGACCUCAUGUAACGCAGGCUCUUGAACUGUCGAGCCCUGCUUCUCUCUCAUCCUCGCUCGCGCCUCCA